AAAGAGAGUGCAGUAUGACUAGUGCGGGAGUUCUCCACCCCUUGCACUGUCAAUGCUCUAUGUGGUUCGAUAUCAUUGUCAUGCCUUUUUUGGAGAUUUAAUGCAUCUCUCGCGAUCCUGUGCAGGAACCACCGCCGAUCGGGUUAGCCGGCCAGGUGCAACUAUUUCCACCAUUCUAAUCCUUGUCGGUUCUGCAUCAAAAGUCUGGACGAUCGCGAUCCUUUGAAGAUUAACUUCCAGGGGGGGGGGGUAUCGUCGGUUCUCCUAAUCUCCACUGGAAAAAUUUCCAAUGU
Aspergillus alliaceus is the source of this 293-nucleotide messenger RNA. RefSeq lists its product as uncharacterized. Bases 53 to 226 code for a protein of 57 amino acids. NCBI's taxonomy places the organism in Eukaryota, Fungi, Ascomycota, Eurotiomycetes, Eurotiales, Aspergillaceae. The transcript has a single exon. The record is from RefSeq and is a predicted model, not a curated record.